AUGAAGGUUCGCGCGUCGGUGAAGCGGCUGUGCGAAGCGUGCCGCGUGGUGCGGCGGCGCGGGCGGGUGUACGUGGUGUGCGCGACAAACCCCAAGCACAAGCAGCGGCAGGGGUUUCACACCGAGACCGUGGACGGGUCAUCGCAGCUAUCAGCAUUUGACUGCACCCACCACCACAACAUGACAAGAAACGCCGCCCUCGUGUCGAGCCGCGCAUUCUCUCUCUUCCCCCGCAUUAUUCCCACACACUCCCACUCCCUGCCCUCCACGUUCGCACCAUCACCAUCGCCGUCCACAGCAGCAGUUACAGAAAUAGGGUUUGCUGGUUACCGGUUAUCUGCUCGACAAAUUGCCGCAAAUAUACUAGGCUUCAAUAGUGCUUGA
Closterium sp. Naga37s-1 is the source of this 384-nucleotide messenger RNA. The record is from the annotation of a GenBank genome assembly. NCBI's taxonomy places the organism in Eukaryota, Viridiplantae, Streptophyta, Zygnematophyceae, Desmidiales, Closteriaceae.